UAUGAGGAAUGGUAAAUACGCUGCAGCAAAGACUCCAGUGCACCGGAAGUGGCAAUCUACACAGUUUGAAGAUAUGGAUCGCUGGACAGGUCGCGUUGCCUUGGUAACAGGAGCAUCGAAAGGCAUAGGAGCAGCCAUUGCUCGUGCUCUGGUUAAGGAUGGCAUGGUGGUGGUUGGCUGUGCCAGACACGUCGAAGAUAUGCAAAAAACAGCCGCAGAUCUACAAGAUGAAAAGGGUCGUUUGAUUCCCAUGAUGUGCGACCUCACUAAAACGGAAGAGAUCGAGUCCAUGUUUCAAAAAAUCAAGGAACAGUUGGGUGGUGUCGAUGUUUGUGUUAAUAACGCUGGUGUUGACCUGUGUCAGGAUUGCAAGACAGGGUCUUUAUCUGAUACCAAGACAAUGUAUGAUUUGAAUGUAUUCGCUGCCAUAACCGUUUCCCAGCUGACCAUUAAGUCCAUACAAGAAAGGGAGAGAGAUGACGGGCACAUUAUCAACAUCGGCAGUGUAUGUGAAAGCACGGUCCACGUGGACUUGCCAUGUCACAUGUAUACCCCAACAAAGUUUGCACUGAAGGCUUUCACAGAGGGUCUGAGACACGAGCUGAGAAAAGAGAAAACGAAAAUACGGACAACGGUUAUUAGCCCUGCAUUGGUGGACACUCCGCAAUCUAGAGAAGACAUGGAUGACAGCUUCUUCUGUCCGGAAACUUGUCUUCAACCGGACGAUGUCGCUGCCGCUGUGACCUUUGCCCUCAGUGCCCCGCCAUGUGUUAACGUCCGCCAGAUUUGCCUCCACGCCAUCCACGACACCUUGUAAGUUCGGGACAACUGCCGCCUUUGUACGUCUGCCAAGUUCACGGCUUUUAAAAUAAUCAAAUUCAGUUUUAUUCUCCAGAAUAUAACACAAUAAAGCUUCAAAGCCGACAAUGAAGAAUUUAAAGGUAUUUCCACACGUAUUGGCCUAUGGGUCCAAAGGUUAAUGUAGUGGUAUUCACCAAAUUUUUGCCGUAGUUCUGCGAUUAACUGUUGUAAUAAUUAUAAUUAUAACAAGCAUAUCUCAAAAAGUUUUAUUUACACCUACUAAUAAUUAAAACAAGGUAGAAGAAAUGUUGACUAAUGCAUAUUGUACCUGUCAAGAUUCUUUAUUUUUCCAUAAAUUAAAGAAAAAAAAUCAUGUCAGGGUAACGCUUGUCAGUGCUUUUUUAUUAUUUUUAUAUCCUUCUUUUUAUAUCUUUUCAUUUUUUUAUCAAGAAAAUAUAAUUGCUACAUGUGUGAUAUUUCAACAGAACAUCAUUGAUAAAUAAUCAAUAAAUUUCAACAAUUUUUUUACCGGUAAAUGCAUGACUUAUCUCGAAUCUCUGUACCCAGUACUGUGCAUAUAGAUUGAGAUCUUUGCAUUAUACAUCUACCGGUAGGCUACAUAUAAUAAAUACGAAAGUGAAAACAUAUUGAGAACCAUACGUUCUGUUAACUGUUAUUCUAAGACAGCACGGGCUAUAUCAAUGCCUGUAGCCCAUUAUUCUACAUUACAUGUAUAUAUAUAUGUUAUUAGAUAUAUUACAUUCAUCAUCUGACAA
Molecule: messenger RNA, 1577 nt
Organism: Lingula anatina
Lineage: Eukaryota; Metazoa; Brachiopoda; Lingulata; Lingulida; Lingulidae
Product: dehydrogenase/reductase SDR family member 11
Source: RefSeq, a predicted model, not a curated record